Messenger RNA from Thlaspi arvense, 1766 nucleotides. NCBI's taxonomy places the organism in Eukaryota, Viridiplantae, Streptophyta, Magnoliopsida, Brassicales, Brassicaceae. The record is from the annotation of a GenBank genome assembly.
GGAUUAGAUUAUAAGAGAGUUUUUUUCCGGAUAUUUAUAGUCUAAGAGACUUCUCCGUUUUUUUUUUCUUCUUAACUAUUUUGUUGGCUUUAUUCUUCUAAGUUUCUGAGAAAUUUUGAUUUGUCGGGCUUCGAUUUUCGGGGUUCGAUAUUUUUCUUCUCAAAGUUUUCUCGAUUUCUUCUGGGUAUAAUCAUGUCCGAUGGAUACUAUAGUUCUAAGAAGACGGACGAUAUCUGCGAAGAUGUUUGUGGACAGGAUGGUUCUCGAGCAGCAAAGGCCUUCUCAAGGGUUAGAUGUGUACUAAAGGGACUCGAUUUCAAGACAUACAUCUUCUUCUUCACCAUUGUUCCGAUAUUCAUCUUUGGAGUGUAUCUUCACGGCCAGAAGCUCACAUAUUUCUUGAGACCGCUAUGGGAAUCGCCGCCGAAGCCGUUUCAAACGCUUCCCCAUUACUACCAUGAGAACGCCUCCAUGGAAACGCUCUGCAGUCUCCACGGCUGGAAACACCGCGAGUCUCCAAGGAGGGUCUUCGACGCCGUGCUGUUCAGCAACGAGGUCGACAUGCUCACCAUCCGGUGGAAAGAGCUGUACCCUUACAUUACUCAGUUUGUGAUCCUCGAAUCCAACUCGACUUUCACUGGUUUGCCUAAACCGUUGGUUUUCGCUGGUAACCGGGGGAAGUUCAAGUUUGCGGAGCCGAGGCUGACGUAUGGGAACAUCGGAGGGAGGUUCAGGAGAGGUGAGAACCCGUUUGUGGAAGAAGCGUACCAGAGGAUUGCGUUGGACCAGCUGAUCAGACUCGCCGGUAUAGAAGAAGACGAUCUUUUGAUAAUGUCUGAUGUUGAUGAGAUUCCGAGCGCUCACACCAUCAACCUGCUUAGAUGGUGCGAUGGAUACCCACCGAUUCUCCACCUUCAGCUGAAGAACUACUUGUACUCGUUCGAGUACUUCGUCGACAACAAAAGCUGGAGAGCUUCGAUUCAUCAGUACAAGCCCGGGAAGACCAGAUACGCUCAUUUCCGACAAGGCAACACGCUUUUGGCAGAUUCGGGUUGGCAUUGCAGUUUCUGUUUCAGGCGCAUCAGCGAGUUUGUAUUCAAGAUGAAAGCGUACAGCCACAACGAUCGGGUCAGGUUCUCUCAUUAUCUGAAUCCGAAACGAAUCCAAGAUGUGAUAUGUAGAGGCACUAAUCUGUUCGAUAUGCUUCCGGAGGAGUAUACAUUCAGGGAGAUCAUCGGGAAGUUAGGUCCUAUCCCGCGGUCGUACUCCGCCGUUCACCUCCCAACUCAUCUGAUCGAGAAAGCUGAGAGUUACAGAUACUUGUUGCCUGGAAACUGCAUAAGGGAAAGUGGCUGAUAAGUGUGUGCGCUUAUCAGUCUUUGUAGUCGUUAGGUAAUUUGGGGGAAACGGCUUAUCAUCAGUAGAGAGGGAGUUUGAAACAGAGGAUGGUACAGUUUAUUGGGAUUGGAGGGGAGCGAUCUGAUAAGUGGAGUCUCUGGUUUCAGCAUCUCUCUCGUGAGGGUAUAUAACCUUUUGUCUGCUUAUAAUACUGACCAUGUUCCCAUGUUGUUUUGGGAAGUUUUGCUGGAAUAGUCUCUAUCUCUCUUUCUCUUUACUUCAGACCUCUUUUCAAACUCUCGCUUUUAGUCUGUACAAUUUUAUUAGUGAUUUGUUUACUUUUAUCCUCAGAUUCUUUGUAAUCUUUAUUUUUUUAAAUUCCUAAUUUGAUAUGUUGGUUCAUUUUAGUCCAUUUUGUUUCCAGUGCG